Abrus precatorius (Indian licorice) is the source of this 4398-nucleotide messenger RNA. RefSeq names its product stromal 70 kDa heat shock-related protein, chloroplastic. The transcript is spliced from 8 exons. Lineage: Eukaryota; Viridiplantae; Streptophyta; Magnoliopsida; Fabales; Fabaceae. Gene Ontology annotation, molecular function: ATP binding; ATP-dependent protein folding chaperone; misfolded protein binding. The record is from RefSeq and is a predicted model, not a curated record. The coding region runs from base 331 to 2439 and encodes 702 amino acids. Gene Ontology annotation, biological process: protein refolding; cellular response to unfolded protein. Gene Ontology annotation, cellular component: cytoplasm; chloroplast.
AUAUUUGAGUGUUGGGAAGUAACAAAAGAGUGUUGUAUUGAGACAGAGUAGAUAAGAAGAGUUUUGAUAAUAAAGGAAGAUCUUUGGCAGCGAUGAACAAAUGAAAAAGAAAAUGUAUAAAAUAAAGUAAAGGGAGAUGGUGCCCUCGAGGUCGAACGGGAAAGCAGGAGAUGAUUCUAGAAUAUGUACACGUGGCACCACACACCACAUAACAUAACCCUCAUCCUCUUCUUCCAUACCAAAACCCUUCUUAUUCCUCUUCUUCACACCUACGCUCAUUCUCUGCAGAAUUAGGGAUAAAAUUAGGGCUUCAGCUCUUCAUAGAUAGACAUGGCUACCUCAAGUGCCCAGAUACACGGCCUCGGAACUCCCUCCUUCGCAGCUUCCUUCAAAACUCACUCCAAUUCUCGAACCCUAUUCUUUGGCCAGAGGCUCAACACCACGCCCUUCCCACGCUCCGCAUUUCUCAGGGUCAAGUCCACCGGAAGAAGGGGGUACAACGUUCGCCCUCUAAGAGUCGUCAAUGAAAAGGUCGUAGGUAUCGAUUUGGGGACCACCAACUCCGCCGUCGCUGCCAUGGAAGGUGGCAAACCCACCAUCAUUACCAACGCAGAGGGCCAGAGAACGACUCCCUCUGUGGUGGCCUACACCAAGAGCGGCGACCGGCUGGUAGGUCAAAUCGCGAAGCGUCAGGCGGUGGUGAACCCCGAAAACACCUUCUUCUCCGUGAAGAGGUUCAUUGGGAGGAAGAUGAUUGAGGUGGACGAAGAGUCUAAGCAGGUCUCUUACAGGGUCAUAAGGGAUGAGAAUGGCAACGUCAAACUCGAAUGCCCCGCCAUUGGCAAGCAGUUUGCAGCUGAAGAAAUCUCUGCGCAGGUUUUGAGGAAGCUUGUGGAUGAUGCUUCCAAGUUUUUGAACGAUAAAGUGACGAAGGCCGUUGUUACUGUGCCUGCUUACUUCAAUGAUUCGCAAAGGACUGCUACCAAGGAUGCUGGUCGAAUUGCUGGUCUGGAAGUUCUUCGUAUCAUCAAUGAACCCACUGCUGCUUCUUUGGCCUACGGAUUUGAAAAGAAAAACAAUGAAACAAUUUUGGUGUUUGACCUUGGAGGCGGUACUUUUGAUGUCUCAGUGCUUGAGGUCGGUGAUGGAGUGUUCGAAGUGUUGUCUACUUCUGGUGAUACACACUUGGGCGGUGAUGACUUCGACAAGAGAAUUGUUGACUGGCUGGCCGGAAACUUCAGGAGAGAUGAGGGCAUAGACCUUUUGGUUGACAAACAAGCUCUUCAGCGCCUCACUGAGACAGCCGAGAAAGCAAAGAUGGAGCUGUCAUCAUUGACUCAAACGAACAUCAGUUUGCCAUUCAUAACUGCGACAGCUGAUGGCCCCAAGCAUAUUGAGACCACCCUUACCAGGGCCAAGUUCGAGGAAUUAUGCUCAGAUCUUCUUGACAGGCUCAAGACACCAGUUGAAAAUGCAUUGAGGGAUGCAAAAUUGUCCUUUAAGGAUCUUGACGAGGUGAUCCUUGUGGGGGGAUCAACACGUAUCCCUGCUGUUCAGGAGCUUGUAAAGAAGAUGACUGGGAAGGACCCAAACGUCACUGUCAAUCCUGAUGAAGUGGUUGCCCUUGGAGCUGCAGUUCAGGCUGGUGUUUUGGCUGGAGAUGUUAGCGACAUUGUGCUGUUGGAUGUCACUCCUUUAUCUUUAGGUCUGGAAACUCUUGGUGGUGUAAUGACUAAAAUUAUCCCUAGAAACACUACUCUUCCUACCUCGAAGUCUGAGGUUUUCUCAACCGCUGCUGAUGGGCAAACCAGUGUAGAAAUCAAUGUCCUUCAGGGUGAGAGAGAAUUUGUAAGGGAUAACAAAUCACUUGGUAGCUUCCGAUUGGACGGAAUCCCUCCUGCACCUCGUGGGGUACCUCAGAUUGAGGUGAAAUUUGACAUUGAUGCCAAUGGCAUUCUCUCAGUCACUGCUGUAGACAAGGGCACGGGGAAGAAGCAAGAUAUUACCAUUACUGGUGCUAGUACCUUGCCUACUGAUGAGGUAGAGAGAAUGGUGAAGGAGGCCGAGAGAUUUGCAAAGGAGGACAAGGAGAAGAGGGAUACCAUUGACACGAAGAACCAGGCAGAUUCUGUGGUCUACCAGACUGAGAAGCAGUUGAAAGAACUUGGAGACAAGGUUCCUGGUCCUGUGAAAGAGAAGGUUGAAGCAAAACUAGGAGAGCUUAAAGAUGCAAUUUCUGGUGGUUCGACCCAAGCUAUUAAAGAUGCCAUGGCUGCCCUUAAUCAGGAAGUUAUGCAACUUGGCCAGUCCCUUUACAACCAACCAGGAGCUCCUGGCGCAGGGCCUACACCACCCGGUGCCGAGUCUGGCCCCUCAGAAUCAUCAGGCAAGGGACCGGACGGGGACGUGAUUGAUGCAGAUUUCACCGACUCUAAAUGAGUUGCAGAGAUCAUCUAUUAGUUUUCUUUUUCUUUUCUUUUUUAUGUUUUUUCUAUUAUAAAUUCUUAAAUGAUUUUUGUCAUUGAAGAGUGGGUGCGUGUUUCAUAAAAUUUAGAGACGGGUUUUUAUAGGUGCUCAUUGAUACUCGUUUUGUACCCUGGAAAUUUUGUCUGAGAAAUACUGGUAUUAUGGGUGGAAUUUAUAGGCUAAAAUUAUCGUAAUAUUCCUUGUUGUAAGAUGAUUUUAGCAGUAGCUUAACAAGAAAUUAGAUAACAGAUUCUCAGCUAAAACGAUUCUUCUAAUGGUUUAGCUUCCCUGAAAGUGCAAAACAAAAACAGAAUUGUUAAUUGGUAUUUUAUUUCGAUUUAAAUAGAUAAAUCGUACUAUUAUUACUAAUCUUUAUUUUUGUGUAGAAAACGAGAACCUAUUAAACUGAAUAAUAAUGAAAACCCAAAAUGCAUUAAACUUAUCAUUAUAAAAACAUGUCCAAGUAUUUAAAGUUAUGUUCCUAUACUUGAAUCAGAGACACAUAUCACCAGUGGGCAACACCUUGUUUCAAAACGAGACCUAAUAUUAGUCUCGUUUUAUUUGCAAUUUAUGCUAUCAUUCACAUAAUACUUCAAAUAUUCAUUCAAACAACAGCAAAUCAUCCAAUAAUUAUAUACAAAUAUAAAUAUGAUUUGUUAGCUACAAAAUUUACUCAAUUUUAGAAUAAACCAAAAUUUAAGGUUGAAGUGUAAUGCAUCAAGGUGGCUGGCUGAUUUGAGAGGCAUGUUUCUCAAACAAGGUCGAGUUGCAUAGAAGGAUAACUUGAUAUAGUAGUGUAUGAUAUCAUAGAAAGAUAGCAUGAUAUAUAUUAUUAUUAAAUUAGAAAUUUUAAGGAAUAUGAUAGUUUCAUGAUGUGUAAAGCAAUAUUUAGUUUUUAACUAAUGAAAUAUUGUACCACAAAUCUAUCCAUCCAUCGAAAGAUCCAGCCUAUACAUAUAAUCACUAGUAACACCACUAGUGUUGUUUUGGAUUAUAUAAAUUGUUUCACUUUCUCAUUACGGUAAAAUACUCCAACAAAAGAACUGGGUUGAAAUGAAAUGGAAAGAGAGCUUCCCAACUCAUCUCCACCACCUUAGCAUUUGAUGCCACAUUGUUUGAGUAUGGACUUGUCUGCUUGGGCAAGAAAACAUCAAUUCUCACCCAAAUCGUAGAGAAAAUUAAUGUUAGAAGUAUUGACCAAAGGACUACCAUGGUAGGGGUUCUGUUUUGCCUUCUCAUUAGUCAAAAUAGUCUUUCUAAAUUUUUUGGGGAGAUGAAGGGUGGUUCCUCUUGCUCAUCAAGGAAGUCUUCAAGCUCUUCGUCAGUCUCUUCAUCAUCAAAUGUGGACUGAGGGUCAUCAAAACAACAGCAGCAACUCCUCAUCUUUGGCUUUUUCUCAGAUAGCGGCUCAUAGCCAUAUAAAGCCUGUCAGUUGAACACACAUCCAGUGCCAACAUACGCUAGACCUUGAAUUCCAUCAAGGCAUUUCAUGUUGAUCUACGAUAUAAAAUUAUAAACGAAGCAAAAUAUAAGGCAGAAGUUAAAUAUCAGAUGAUGAAAUUGCAAUUUGUACUGGGGUUUCAGUUAUACAUCAAAGAAUACAGUAUUGUGAUUAGCACAUCUGUCAUUGAAAUCAAUGCUAUCAAACCUUCGCUGAAAUUGGACAUAACUUCUUUCCAAGUUGAGGGUCCAUUAAAAGCACAUAGCCUCCCUAAGAGCCUUGCUAUUGAUGUAUUGAUCACAAUCCAGAUUCAACACAAAAGGUACAUUGCUAAGCACAGUUGAAACUCGAACCUUUUGAGGAAUGUAACAUUGCAAGAGCUAAAUAUGGAUUAAGAUUAACAUAAAGUCAAAUCUGCUUUCAUCAUAAGCUUAACAUAUAAGUGUUUAAAUAAACAUAUAACUAUUCUAGUUUAUAAGCAUACAUGCUGA